AUGGCUCCUGAAAACCUAAGGCAAGUUUUGGUGGAAAUUCCAAACCCUCAGCCUAAGAUUGCUGUCCAUCUUCGCAGGUCUUACGAAGAAAUUCUGAGCUCUACAAGAUCACCAAUGCGGUUACCAGCACUUCAUGCCAAUGUUCCUCCAAUGUCUUUUCUGAGAAGAGAGAAUGACCCAACAGCACAAGAUAUUUCUGAAGUCUCGUCGCUCAACAGAAGAAAGUUUGGAGCUAGAAGAACAUGUUCAUCAACUUUCAUCAGUGAUAAAAAUCCUUCGGAAAAUGGCAGUGAGAAAGAAUCACCUUUCAAGAAACGACGACUACAUUUUAAGCCAGAUGGAAAUUUGCAAGUCAAACUGAAAGAUUUUCUAUCAUCUCAGCUAGUACAGACUCUGUUGCACCAAUAUCCAGCAAUUGAUGAUGAGGACGUGAAAUUGGUUCUUCCAUCAUUGAUCUUGAAAUGUGCUGAGAAGCAGCUGGAUGUAAUCAAAAGCAAUGUUUUUCGUUCUAUACCACGAUGGCGCUUGGGUUCCAACAGAGAUGCCUACUGCUAUCAUAAAGCACAUAAUCAUCUUCAGGUUUUCAAGAGAACAUGCUUGGAACAAGGAAAGCUAUUAUUGCAAGCAGGAUGCUGGGAAACUUCAUUAAACUAUACGCUGAUUGCGUGGCGGUAUACCAGUGAGCUUCCACACUGGGAUAACAGCUUCCAUAAUGAAAGUACACAACAGUGUUUUACACUUUUAGCUGCUCAGGGCACAACUGCCUUACAAAGAAGCUCUCUGGAGCUGGAGAAGUAUAAACAACUUAGGAAAAGACUGAAAAUUGCAUAUACACAAAACAAACUGGUCAAACCCUGCCUUGAAGAAUUGGAUAGUAUGAUUGUGGACCUGGAAUGCAGUUCUUCAGAACAUAAAACCAUCUUACCUAAAUGCUUGAAAUGUGACAUAUAGCAUGUCCAUAGUCAGAAAAUCCUAUGGUUUAGGAGGGAAAUGGUGGCUCCAGUCCACUUUGGUUUGUUGCAAAAAGUUUAGAUUUAAUCUCAGAUCUGUUUGCUCAAAAUGGUAUGUCCAGAUCAGAGUACUUUCCAUUUGAAUGGAUGCAGUACAACAAUAUGGAAAGUUGGAAUUAAAGGGAGAUCCCUUUGGAGUUUGAACAAAUGAUGAGUUUUCUGGAGGAAAUAUUUUUUUCUAAUUGUUUUGGAAAGUUAAGACUGGAGCUGGUAGCCUGUGUCCUCCAAUUCAAGUUGUUUACUCUAAAUGGAAGAAUAGCUUGUGAUUUUUAACCUCAAAAUGGAAACUGCAGUAUUGUCUUGACAGUAGGAUCUUGUGGAGGUUUGCGUGAGUUUUGGUACUCAUUGUCUUGGCUAUUUCUGAAUGGAUUUUUUCAACAGAAAUUU
Hypanus sabinus (Atlantic stingray) is the source of this 1397-nucleotide messenger RNA. RefSeq lists its product as uncharacterized. Gene Ontology annotation, cellular component: nucleus. Bases 1 to 951 code for a protein of 316 amino acids. The record is from RefSeq and is a predicted model, not a curated record. Gene Ontology annotation, biological process: proteasome localization; nuclear protein quality control by the ubiquitin-proteasome system. The transcript is spliced from 7 exons. NCBI's taxonomy places the organism in Eukaryota, Metazoa, Chordata, Chondrichthyes, Myliobatiformes, Dasyatidae.